AUGGCUGCAUGUAACUUUAGUCAAACUUGGUACUUGAUCAACAAUCCUACAUCUAUCUAUCAAGACAUUGAAUUUCAAGUUCAGCAGAUGCAGCUGUUUCACGAUAGCUGGAAGAUUGCUUUCUUUCUCGUUUUACUGCUAUUUGUUCUCACCAUAGUUAGUCUGGUUUUAUUAGCAUUUCUCCAUGAGUUGCUUCCUUGCUGUGUUUGUGCAAAGAACAGAAGUGUAGAAGGCCUGGAAAAUGAACAUCAUGAUGCAAGAACUGUGUUGAGUGCCAUGAGAAGACAUAAAGUUGAAAUGGUAUAGAAAAUAAUUCAUUACCUAUCUAUAAAACAAAAUAAAAC
This is a messenger RNA of Carcharodon carcharias (great white shark), 344 nucleotides long. RefSeq names its product small integral membrane protein 18 (gene smim18). The record is from RefSeq and is a predicted model, not a curated record. NCBI's taxonomy places the organism in Eukaryota, Metazoa, Chordata, Chondrichthyes, Lamniformes, Lamnidae. The coding region runs from base 1 to 306 and encodes 101 amino acids. The transcript has a single exon.